Molecule: messenger RNA, 783 nt
Organism: Melanaphis sacchari
Lineage: Eukaryota; Metazoa; Arthropoda; Insecta; Hemiptera; Aphididae
Product: pancreatic lipase-related protein 2-like
Molecular function (GO): lipase activity
Source: RefSeq, a predicted model, not a curated record
CGUUGGUGCAGUGGACAGACUCCAAUGUGGUUCUAGUCAAUUGGUCAAAGUGGACUCAGAAAUUGGAUUACGCGGAUGUGGUAUUUCAAUUACCCAUAGUUGCUACCCAGAUGGUUGACUGGUUGAAUGGUUUGCGUGACCGCGAUACCAUACGAAGCUUUGACGAUGUCACAAUGAUCGGUCAUAGUUUGGGAGCUCAUUUGAUUGGUUACGUAGGCCACAGGUUAAACGGUACAAUCAAGAGAGUUAUAGCUCUUGAUCCAGCACAGCCUAAUUUCAAAGACAGUCAGAAAAAAGAAAGAGUUGACGUUGAUAGCGGUCAGUUCGUAAUUGUGUUGCAUACGUCGACCAUAUUCUUAGGAUUGAGAGAGCCGAUAGGCCAUGUCGAUUUUUACUUCAACGAUGGCCAGAUGCAGCCGUCGUGUAACUCCGAUACAGUUUGUGGUCAUUUAAUAGUCCUAAACUAUUUGGCUGAUUCAUUGAAAAAUCCAAGUGAAUUUAAAGCAUACCGGUGUCAUACAUUAAGCGAUUGCGAGAAAAAGAUCGUCGAUAAUAAAGAACCAGCUAUUAAUAUGAACAUAAACAUACCAAAUUCAACCAGAGGAUUGUAUUCUAUAUUGCCAAGCAAAAAUAAUUUAAAAAUAUAUUCGCGUUUGCAUUGAUCAUAUAAGAAAAUAUGUUUUUAAGAAGCUUCUUAAAAUAAAGUGUGAAGAUUUAAAGAUUCUUAUUUUAUUCGGAAGGAACAUUCACGUAUUCACGCAAAGUAUGUUUAUUAGGUUUUUA